Messenger RNA from Thrips palmi, 3098 nucleotides. Its product is annotated as hypodermin-B-like. The transcript is spliced from 5 exons. Bases 313 to 1110 code for a protein of 265 amino acids. The record is from RefSeq and is a predicted model, not a curated record. Gene Ontology annotation, molecular function: serine-type endopeptidase activity. Gene Ontology annotation, biological process: proteolysis. NCBI's taxonomy places the organism in Eukaryota, Metazoa, Arthropoda, Insecta, Thysanoptera, Thripidae.
UGAGUGCGCCGUACUCGCCGUACUGCAGACUGAGCGUCAUUUUCGUCACUCCGUGUCUCUCGCUCCUUUGCGGGACGCCCCGUGAGUGCGAGAGAGACUACAGGGCGACGAAAACGACUCUCAGUCUGCCGCGGGCUUAGCGAACCUCGCGGCGAGGCAGUGCCAGAGCCGUCGGUACUGCCGAGUGAAGAGGCAUUUCGCCACUCCGCCUCUGUCACACUGGAUGGCUCCCCGCAAGGGUGCGAGAGAGGCAGAGCGAUGAUGUCGCUCGGCUGAGGCGCGCCUCGUUCCGCGUCGUGCGCAGACGGGCAGAUGCCAGCAUCCCCCACCGCAGCCACCCGCGGAGCCGCGCCGCCCGCGCUGCCCCACAAGAGCAUGCAGAUCGUCGGCGGCACGGCGGCGGACAUCAAGGACUUCGGCCACCAGGUGAGCUGGUUCUACGACGGCGCGCACCGCUGCGGAGGCUCCAUCUUCACCAACGAGUGGGUCCUCACGGCGGCGCACUGCUGCAUCGGGGCGUCGCCGUCGCCGCAGCACGAGCUGAUCGCGGGCACGGCGCUCAUCACGCCGCGGGGCCGCGCGCGCGGCCAGACGGUGGGGCUGGCCGAGAUGCACGUGCACCCGCGCUUCGACGUGCACAUCUACACGCACGACAUCGCGCUGCUGCGCGUCACGCCCGUCUUCGUCUUCGACGCCGUGGUGCACUCCAUCCCCAUCAUCGACCUCAGCGGGCCGCCCUUCGCCUCCGAGCCAGUCGUCAUCUCCGGCUGGGGCCUGCUUAAGGAGUUCUCGUCCUACCACACGCCCGUCCUGCAGAAGGUGAAGGUGUUCGUCAACGACAUCCACGCCUGCAGGAGCAAGUACUUGGAGGCGUCGUGGGCGCUGCCGGACACACUCAUGUGCGCGUCGGCCGACCGGAAGGACGCCUGUCAAGGCGACAGCGGCGGCCCGCUCAUCUACCGGCCCCCCGGCGACACGCUGGACCGCCAGGUGGGCAUCGUCUCGUCGGGCAUCGGCUGCGCCAGCAAGGACUUCGCCGGGCUGUACACGGACCUGCGCCACCCGGACAUGCGCGCCUUCAUCACCAGCGUCACGGGCUUCACGUUCUGACGGUCCGACCGACUGACCGACCGACCGGGACGUGAGGGGGCGGGUUUAAAGGGAGGGGGCAGCAGACCGUUUGCCCCCCUUCGGGCCCAGAAGUGCGCCUGGAAGUUAGAAAGAAAGCAACACUUUGCCCUUGUGAAUCGGCAAAAACCCACUCUUUGCCUCUGAAAAUAGGCUAAAAGCGCUCCGUCUCCCCCGUCCUUCUUAGUCUGGAUCCGCCCCGUGCCGCCCCUGCCGGCUGUCGCGUCGUCAGCCCCCUUUGCUCGGAGGGCCUCCUCGCUGCGCAAUGAGGAAGUUAAGGCAAAGCUCGGGACAGAUGGCGCCACCACCGCGCGGGCCGCCGGGCCAGGCCUCGGCUGAGGUCUCCGGGUCUGGCCGGGCUGUCGGCACGGUAUUUCUCGGAGUAUUGAUGAAUAACUCUCUAUAAAGACGUUAAGUUGACUUUCUGUGGCAAACGAGUCAGUAAUUCUGUAACGAAUGCAUUUCAUUAAGCCCCGCUAACGCUCUCGACGACGUUACUGCUUCCCCUGCUUCCCUGGCAGUGAGCCACCUGCAGUUAGUUACUUUGAGUGUCUCAAUAAGUACCAACUUUUAUUGGUGUUUUUCAUUGACACGUGGCAUAAUAUUUGUUGAGAAUUCCAAGACCACCAAGCAUCUGUAUUGCAUGGUAAAGUCUAUUGAAAUAUGCUCUUAUUUCUUAGUGAAUAUACUCACAUGUGUGUUCCUAGGUCUUUAGAUAGCUGCAUUAUACAACAUUUUCUGUUUUCCUUUUGGCAUCUAAUUUUCUUGAAGUAAAAGCCUUAUUUUGCAAACAAAAAUAUUGUUCUACGGCAAAAAUUACCAUACUUGGGUUGUCGUCCCAAAUUUAUGCUUGUCGAAGAAUUCCGUUGAAAGAUUAUGUCCUUUGCUGUCCAAAAGAAUACUCAAAUGUUUUGUUCGACAAAAUGAAUGGUACAAAGUACUUACAGAAAGUUGACUAGAUUGAAAUCCUAUUUUUAAAAGAGUUAAAUGCUAAAAAGACCAAUUUUUACCCCUUUUUGAGAAUUUUGGUUUUCGAAAGUUUGUAAAAAUUAUGCCAGCGUUGUGAUUGUGGUAUGUGGCAUGCGUAUUGACCAUAUAAAGAUCCUGGAAUUUUAUGGAAGGUACAUAUGGGAAAUCAACUUGCAUUUGGAUUCCUUAGUAAGUAAAAAUUCACAACGACAACUCAACUUUGAUAACAUUUGCCGUACAACAAUUUUCCUCCAAAAUGAUGCUUGAACUAGUGUACAGCCUUAACUGAGCGACAACGCUAUCUUUUUGAAGGCUGAAUACCUUUUACUCAGUCGAAAGCAAAAAACUGAGCGAAACAACUAAAAGUUAACGUAAACAUCCAUAAAUCGAAAACCAUACAGAGUUGGGGCCUGUAACUUUGGGAUUGAAUUCAUCUAUUAGUGGUUGGAUUUUCAUCCUUCAUAUCAGCCCUACAUCACAAACCAAAAAAAAUGAAGAACAUGAAAAUCUUACUUUACAACAGAAACAGAAUCCUAAAUUUUUCUUCUUUGUUCGCAAUCAAAUGCACAGAAUUCUAUCAUUUUGUGUGAAUAUUAUAAAAUUUAUGUAACAUAAAGAGGACCCAAUUGUCUUGCUUUGGCUGACAAGCAAGCACAACACUAGCAUACAGCCCAGGCUGGUCCAGGCAGUCCCGGCCCAAGCGAUGGUGGCGCCACCCGUGGCCGAGUUUGGCAGUUAACUUCCUCAUGCAAGCUGCGAGCUUGGCAGUGCCGGUCCUUAAGUUCAAGUUCAAGUCGCCGACCCUUCCUCAGCCCAGGCGACGUCCGCGUACGAUGGGUUGCCUAGCGCCACGGCGGCCAAGACUCCCUCCCUUCCUUCUUCUUCGUCGGCAAGGACCUGCCAACUGCCACAGGCAAAUCUCAACUCGCGUGCCACGUAUGCGUCUCGCAUCGAUUUGUAUUGCCCUGAUUGAAGACACAUUAAAGGCCGAUUGAGAAAGA